AUGAAUCCUAUCACCAGUCCUGUUGCGAGAUACAACACCCAUCAAGGCACCAACCCUAUUGCCAGAUACAGCACACGCAGUGUCACCAGUCCUGCUGCCAGAUUCAGCACACGCAGUGUCACCAGUCCUGCUGCCGGAUUCAGCACACGCAGGGUCACCAGUCUUGCUGCUGGAUACAACACACAUCCUGUCAACAGUCCUGCUGCCAGAUUCAGCACACGCAGUGUCACCAGUCCUGCUGCCAGAUUCAGCACACGCAGUGUCACCAGUCCUGCUGCCGGAUUCAGCACACGCAGUGUCACCAGUCCUGCUGCUGGAUACAACACACAUCCUGUCAACAGUUUUGCUGCCGGAUUCAGCACACGCAGUGUCACCAGUCCUGCUGCUGGAUACAACACACAUCCUGUCAACAGUUUUGCUGCCGGAUUCAGCACACGCAGUGUCACCAGUCCUGCUGCUGGAUACAACACACAUCCUGUCAACAAUCUUGCUGCCAGAUUCAGCACACGCAGUGUCACCAGUCCUGCUGCCGGAUUCAACACACGCUGCGCCACCAGUCCUGCUGCCAGAUUCAGCACACACAGUGUCACCAGUCCUGCUGCUGGAUACAACACACAUCCUGUCAACAGUCUUGCUGCCAGAUUCAGCACACGCAGUGUCACCAGUCCUGCUGCCAGAUUCAGCACACGCAGUGUCACCAGUCCUGCUGCCAGAUUCAGCACACGCAGUGUCACCAGUCCUGCUGCCAGAUUCAGCACACGCAGUGUCACCAGUCCUGCUGCCAGAUUCAGCACACGCAGUGUCACCAGUCCUGCUGCCAGAUUCAGCACACGCAGUGUCACCAGUCCUGCUGCCAGAUUCAGCACACGCAGUGUCACCAGUCCUGCUGCCGGAUUCAGCACACGCAGUGUCACCAGUCCUGCUGCUGGAUACAACACACAUCCUGUCAACAGUUUUGCUGCCGGAUUCAGCACACGCAGUGUCACCAGUCUUGCUGCUGGAUACAACACACAUCCUGUCAACAGUCUUGCUGCCGGAUUCAGCACACGCAGUGUCACCAGUCCUGCUGCCAGAUUCAGCACACGCAGUGUCGCCAGUCCUGCUGCCGGAUUCAGCACACGCAGUGUCACCAGUCCUGCUGCUGGAUACAACACACAUCCUGUCAACAGUUUUGCUGCCGGAUUCAGCACACGCAGUGUCACCAGUCCUGCUGCUGGAUACAACACACAUCCUGUCAACAGUUUUGCUGCCGGAUUCAGCACACGCAGUGUCAACAGUCCUGCUGCUGGAUACAACACACAUCCUGUCAACAGUCUUGCUGCCAGAUUCAGCACACGCAGUGUCACCAGUCCUGCUGCCGGAUUCAGCACACGCUGCGCCACCAGUCCUGCUGCCAGAUACAACACGCGUUCUGUCACCAGUCCUGCUGCCAGCUACAACAUGAUUCGCGUCGCAAGAUUCUGA
This is a messenger RNA of Schistocerca piceifrons (Central American locust), 1464 nucleotides long. RefSeq names its product putative cell agglutination protein SPAPB2C8.01. NCBI's taxonomy places the organism in Eukaryota, Metazoa, Arthropoda, Insecta, Orthoptera, Acrididae. Bases 1 to 1464 code for a protein of 487 amino acids. The transcript has a single exon. The record is from RefSeq and is a predicted model, not a curated record.